UUUUUCAUUUUUUUUUUUUUUUUGACAGAAACGUGUGUGUAACUUUUCUCUGGAGCAUCCGAGGAAUUUUGUAGUUGUUCUUAUAGUAUUUUAAAUCUGAGAAAACCCAGUAGAGUCUUUCCCGCAGUGAUGAGGGAGUGACAAGUCGAAGGUCCUGCCAGCAUCCCUGGGAGCUGCGAGCAGCUAACGCCCACCGCCGAGCCCCCGAUGGGACUGGGGCCGAGCUCCUGCACUCCUGACAGGGAUGAAGGUAGAGCCAUGUUACCUGCUACCUAAGCUGCCUGCUGCUGCUGUAGCUCGUGGAUAUGGUCCCAGCCCUGGCUCCGUGCACAGACUCUCAGCUCUGACCCCACCCCGGAGGAUUUAGUGGCAGCAGAGACCCCAGCUGUGGAGCACGCUCCCCCAGGCACCCCAGGACGGAGGGGCUGCAGCGCUGGAGAGUUACUAUGCAGCUUGGACUGCUUGUGGCGGUGGUUUUUCUAAGCUCCAUGGAUCUAACAGGCAGCAGCAAAGUGGUGAAGGGCAAGAGGCAAAGACGAAUCAGCACCGAGCUGAGCCAGGGCUGUGCCAGAGGUUGUGACCUGUGCUCUGAGUUCAACGGGUGCCUGAGGUGCUCCCCCAAACUCUUCAUCCUUCUGGAGCGGAACGACAUCCGACAAAUUGGGAUUUGCCUGCCCUCUUGUCCACUGGGAUACUUCGGCCUUCGCAAUACGGACAUGAACAAGUGCAUCAAAUGCAAAAUUGAGAACUGUGAGUCCUGUUUCAGUCGAAACUUUUGCACAAAAUGUAAGGAAGGUUUGUAUUUGCACAAAGGGAGAUGUUACGUCACGUGCCCCGAAGGCUACGCUGCUGCCAACGGCACCAUGGAGUGCAGCAGCCCUGCACAAUGUGAAAUGAGUGAGUGGGGGCCCUGGGGGCCCUGCUCCAAGAAGAGGAAGCUCUGUGGCUUCAAGAAGGGCAAUGAAGACCGAACACGGAGGAUUCUGCAGGCUCCCUCUGGGGACGUGUCUCUGUGUCCUGCGACUACGGAGGUGCGGCGCUGCACGGUGCAGAAGAACCAGUGCCCCGAAGGGAAAAGGAAGAAAAAGGAAGAGCAAGGAAAGCAAGAUAAUGGGAAUAGAAAUCGGAAAGACACCAAAGACACUAAGUCUGGCACCAAGAAGAGAAAGAACAAACAGAGAGGGGCCACGGUGCCCGCGACGCCCGCUAGCCCUGCCCAGUAGCCGGCCGGUGCGUCACCGAUGGCAAGACUCCAUUGCUGCUAUGUAUAUGAAAGCUU
Molecule: messenger RNA, 1279 nt
Organism: Lonchura striata (white-rumped munia)
Lineage: Eukaryota; Metazoa; Chordata; Aves; Passeriformes; Estrildidae
Source: RefSeq, a predicted model, not a curated record